Messenger RNA from Cyprinus carpio (common carp), 6285 nucleotides. RefSeq names its product meiosis regulator and mRNA stability factor 1-like. The transcript has 25 exons. The record is from RefSeq and is a predicted model, not a curated record. Gene Ontology annotation, biological process: post-transcriptional gene silencing. Gene Ontology annotation, molecular function: CCR4-NOT complex binding; RNA nuclease activity; mRNA base-pairing post-transcriptional repressor activity. Lineage: Eukaryota; Metazoa; Chordata; Actinopteri; Cypriniformes; Cyprinidae. Gene Ontology annotation, cellular component: peroxisome; cytoplasm.
AAGUUACUCGCCCCAUUGAGAACGUGAGCUUUUUGCAUAUAUUUGAUUAAUUUUAAUAUUUAGAAGUCAGCGCUGCAAAGCAUUUCCGCUCUUGUGGAAACAGUGUUCAUUUUACGACAUCCGCGUGCGCUUUACGGCACCGAGCAGUCGGAAGUCCGGUAACCAGGGAGACGCCUGGAGGUACUGCGGCCGGCGGGAGACGCGACUGACGGGAAGAGCGCGGAACAAAACAAAAAAACAAACACAGAAAGCGGUGAAAGAUUCCGUACACGAGAGUCUCACGUGAGCGCCGUUAGCUCUGAUUUGACCGAGCGGCGGCCGGCUGCGUCAGUUUCUUGCUGUGAUGGUGUUCUGGUGAGACGCUUGUUUGAAAUCUCGUCAGGACCGAGAGGGACUCUGAAUGUUUGAGUCUCGUGUGGUGUUCUGUGUUUCUCCAGAGAGACUCCAUGGAGGUCCGGCAGCCGGUUCCGGAGCUGAAGGACGUGCCUCCGCCCCCCCUCCACAGCACCGGGCCGCAUGCGCAGACGGUCAGCCUCAGCAGUGUACAUGUGGACUCGGAGAAGGUUUGGCCGAACAUCCCUCCGCCCGUCCCUGUAUGCAACGGCUGCGGCGUGAGGAGCGCGUCGCCCGACGGUCUGCUGGGGGUCCGUCUCGGCAGAACGGCGCAGAAAUACGGUGCUCCGGAGGAGGCGCUGCCGCCCAUCGGGGUGUUCUGGGACAUCGAGAACUGUGCGGUUCCCAGCGGCCGCUCGGCGGCGACCGUGGUGCAGAGGCUCCGAGAGCGCUUCUUCCAGGGACACCGCGAGGCCGAGUUCAUCUGCGUCUGCGACAUCAACAAAGAGAACAAGGCCGUCAUCCAGGAGCUCAACAACUGCCAGGUGACCGUCGCACACAUUAAUGCCACCGCCAAAAAUGCAGCAGAUGACAAACUGCGACAGAGUCUCCGGCGGUUCGCAGAGACGCACGCCGCUCCCGCCACAGUCAUCGUUGUUUCAUCGGACGUGAACUUCGCCAGUGAGCUGAGUGACCUGCGGCAUUGCCACGGCUUCCAGGUGAUUCUGGUCCACAAGAGCCAGGCCUCGUCUGCCCUGCUGCAGCAUGCGCACAUGUGUGCCGCUUUCGAGGAGUUCGUCUCGGACCUUCCUCCCGGGAUGGUCGUCAAAUCUCAGCCCAGUUUCAGUCUUCUGUUUGUGCACCACCUCCCCACGCACCGCGACGCCAAAGCGGUGGCCAACCGUCUUCAGCGGCUCUCCACUAACUGUGGAGGGAAGGUGUUGGGCGUGUCGGGCGGCAGCGCCGUGCUGCGGUUCUCUAGCGCAGAGGCAGCCGAGCGCGCCCGCAAGCGCAUGAAGAACGAAGACGUGCUGGGCCACCGCAUCGUGCUGUCCUUCUCUCCGGACGGCCCGGAGGAGGAAGAGGAGCGCUGCCCCCCCGCCGCCUCCGCGGUGUUCCUGCCUGUGGAGAAGCCCCGCUCGCCCCGGCGCCUGCGGGCGUCUCGCUCCUGCCACGGCAGAAGCCCUUAUAACCACGCCUCCUCGUGCAGCCCUGUGAUGAGGCCCCUCCCCCAGGCUGUGAGUGCUGCGACCCAUCCUGCGAAUGCAUCUCCUCAGAGUCUCACCAUCCCGUCUGCAGCCAGUGAACCAGCGGAGCCCGCACAGCGCAGCCACAGGCGGGACUCUCCUGUGCAGCCGUUUCAGGUCAGCACUCCUUCAGCGUUCAGUAAACUAAGUUUGCAGCGGAGCUUCAGUCCCAUGAUGCUCUCUCAGAGCUCAUGGUCAUCACGGAGCUCGUCUCCUCUGAGCGCUCCGUCCCCCAGCAGCUGCGCAGACGAGCCCUUCUCUGAUGGAGUGAACGUUCAGGUCACUAAUCUGGACUACAGGAUGUCACGCAAGGACCUGCAGCAAAUACUGCGAGACACCUUUGCUAAACACGGCAGAGUGAAGAGUGUGGAUCUGAGUCCUCACACUGACUAUCAGCUGAAGGCGCGGGUGCACAUGAGUUCGCUCCAGCAGGCCAUCGGCGCCGUCAGUCUGCUGCAGCGCUAUAAAAUCGGCAGCAAGAGGAUUCACGUGUCUCUCGUCACCGGAGCCAGUAACAAAUCUCUCACCUGCCUCAGCUCCGAGAUCAUCAGCAUCCUGCAGGACGCUCCGGCCAACUGCCUGCCUCUCUACAAGUUCACAGAGACGUACGAGAGGAAGUUCGGUCGUAAGCUGGUGGUCAGUGACCUGUACCGGCUGCCGGAGGUGGUGUGUGUGCGUGAACAGGGCGGCAGGCGGCUCGUGUGUCUGCUGUCCAGCACUCAGGCCCGGCAGAGCCCGCUAGGAUCCGCACACUCUCACAACAGCUCCAACACCGGCAGUCCGGUUCUGUUCGAGGAGCUGGAGUACCACGAGCCCGUCUGCAGACGACACUGCACUCAGCAGGACUUCAGUGAAUCUGAUUUUGAUCCGGAUUCGUACAUGAUCCCAUUUGUUCUGGUGUCUCUGAAAGUUCUGGCUGCUCAUGUCCACGGUUUACUGCAGAGUCACGAGGGAACAGUACCACUGCUCAGUUUCGCAGAAUGCUAUGCAGCAGAGUUCAGUCCUUUAGCCGUAGCAGAGGAGGGGGAGCUGGAGGGAAGUGUCCCAUUAGAGCACCUCAUCACCUGCAUCCCUGGAGUCACUAUCGUAACGGCCCAGAACGGCUUCAAGAUCAUCAAGUGGAUUCACAACAAACCCCCGCCACCCAACGCAGAUCCGUGGCUGCAGCGCAGUAAGAGUCCGGUCGGGAACCCACAGCUGAUCCAGUUCAGCCGAGAGAUGAUUGAUCUGAUGAAGAACCAGCCGUCCUGUUUGAUGCCCAUCACAAAGUUCAUCCCAGCGUAUCACCACCAUUUUGCCAAGCAGUGCCGUGUGUCUGAUUACGGAUACUCCAAACUGCUGGAGCUGCUGGAGGCCGUUCCUCACGUGCUGCAGAUCCUGGGUCUAGGCUCCAAGCGUUUGUUGACGUUGACCCAUCGCGCUCAGAUCAAACGCUUCACUCAAGACCUGCUGAAGCUGCUGAAGUUUCAGGCCAGUAAACAGCUAUCGAUCACUUACCUCACGCAUACCAAUCACUAGUGUUUCUCCAGGAACUGGCAGGUGGUGGAUUAUGGGAUGUGUGAUCUGAUGGACCUGCUGGCUGAGAUUCCGGACACGACGAUCACAGUCUCUCAGAAGGACGGUGACACGCUCAUCUCUGUUCCUAAGAGAGAGCGGACGGCGGAGGAGCUGGAGCGCACACGGCAGUUUGGCAAGGAGGUGGUAGACCUUCUGAGACAUCAGCCUCACUUCCGGAUGCCCUUCAGCAAAUUCAUCCCCACGUAUCACCACCACUUCGGACGCCAGUGCAAGCUCUCCUACUACGGCUUCACCAAACUCAUGGAGCUUUUCGAGGCCAUUCCAGACAUUCUUCUGGUGCUGGAGUGUGGAGAGGAGCGGCUGCUGGCGCUGACGGAGGUGGAGCGCGUCAAAGCCCUGGCGGCGCAGCUGGUGAAGCUGCUUCGGGCCCAGAGCGACUCAGCACUUCCUGUCAGUCAGCUGUUGAAUGAAUACAGCAAGACGUUUGGCUACAGCCUCCGCCUGCAGGACUACGACGCCGCCACGCUGCCUGUCCUGCUCAAUAAACUCUGCCACGUGGUGAAGGUGGUGGACGUUCCCAAAGGGAAAGAGGUGCAGCUGAUCAACAGGAAGUCCCUGCGUGCCUUGACGUCUCAGCUGCUGGCGCUGAUGAUGUCACUUCCUGAGGAUCGUGAUCAUAUCGGAGUGGAGGAGCUGAGGAAGCAGUACGAGCUCAGCUACGGCGCGCCGCUCAACCCCUGCGAGUACGGCUUCAUCUCUCUGCCCGAGCUGCUGAAGAGCUUGCCUUACCUGCUGCAGCUCUCCGGAGAUGAGCGGGAUGAUGGCGGAGCAGAGGAGUGCGUGAAGCUGACCAGACUUUACCAGUUCGCCCGUGACGUCCGUGCACUGCUACACACAUACCAUUAUAACCAGAUCUUCCUGUCGGAGUUCUGUGGCGCCUUCAGCAAAUACACCGGCCGAGAGUUUCAGCCACAGAUGUACGGCUAUAAGACUCUGGAGGAGCUGCUGGCCGCCAUGCCACAGGUGGUCUGGAUUAAAGGUCAUGGUCAAAAAAAGAUCAUCGUCCUGAAGAACGACAUGAGAGCUCGUGGCAGUCCUGCGGUCACAGACAGUCCUGUGGUCACUGCAGAUGAGCCUCGUCCUGAUGAAGAGCCCCGAUCCGCCGACAGCCCUGCCAGCGGUGAGCUGGAGCUGCUGUGUCUGGGCACUGGUUCUCCUGUGGAUCUGCUGUGUGCUCCGGUCCCCUCCUGCCUCCCGUCUCCUCCGCUGCGGCCCGACCCGGUGCAGCUGCAGCCCAGGGAUCUGAUCCGAUUUGAGCGAGAGCCGGUUCUGGACCGACAGCCUAGGCCUGCCAGAGCUCUCCUCGUGGCUUCGGCGUCUGAGAACGGCUCGGAUCACAGCUCGAGUGACAAAACACCCAUCACAGACAGCCCCGGCCGGCGAACCUCACGCAACAGGGUCAAACUAGCGGCUAAUUUCUCCUUCACUCCCGCCCUGUCAGUCUAAAGCUGUGUGAUAUCACGAGGAAUAUCUGUGAAGCAUGAUAUUCUGAGGCUGACGGACGUUCUGUGGUGAGUUUGGUGACUGUGUUGUAUGUUUGAGCUCGUGUUCUUCAGUGUUCGUGUUUCUCUCACUGUGAGGAGUUAGGGUUAGCCGCUCCUCCAUGUGGGAUGGUUUUUUUUUUUCAUUACUACAGUUGCUCGUUAUCAGUCGUUAGCUUGAGGCCUGAAUGGUACGGACCACAGCUGAUUGGUGGACGUCGCUCUGAGCUGGUGUGGACAGGAACUGUGAAUCGUCCAAACCUUCAUUAGGUGAAUCUGCUGAGAUGCGCCGUCGUGUCUUUGUUUGCAACAUUAUUUGUGUUGUUUGAAGCACAUGGGCUCCAUCUGAUGAAAUGGAAGUUCACUUUAUUCUUUUCCGAGCCGAGAUCUCUAACGCUCACAGAUGCUUUUGUGUUAGUCUGUUUCAGAGCCGGAGCCAGAUCCCGAAGGGCCUUCCUCCCUUUAAACUGAUUGAUUAGUCAAAGCUGCCGUCUCGAAUCGCUUAAGUUCAUAUUGGGAAUGAAGUCUGUGUUUACUGAAACUCUUACAGAAGUGUUUAGUUUAAGAUCGUCUCAGCUGCUCAUCGGAGGAGAUUCGCACUCGUCUUAGUUUCACUGGCGUCCAGAUGAAUUAUGGGAGUCUGCGUGAAGAAGUUCAGCGGGCCGAAGAGAAACGCCCUCAUGUUCUGCAGGCCGAGGCAGUUUCUGGUUUUUACAGAUGAUUUUUUGGUCCAGAAGUUGCUUUGAUAGUUCUAUGCACAUGGUGCAUAAACCCUUGUUUGAAAGCGGUCCUUUACAAGCCUUACUUUUUUUAUGCAUUUUGGCAAAAUCGUGCUAAUUAGAUGUUUAUCAGCAUAGCUGCAAGGUUGUUUGGCUGAACCUUGAGUUAGCGCGUUCGGUUGUGGUUUGCUCUCCGCGGCGGCUCUCUGAUGGCUUUUACAAUGGCUUGUAUCAGCCUUGAGACCCCGUGCAGGACUCCGCUUCUGCUAGCGACUUUGGGUCACGGUGAAGUUGAUUUGAGUAAAUGUGUUUUGUUUAGUGCAUGUUUCGGCUGGCAGCGACACGAAGCACUCAGACGUCAGCUGUCCGUGAGAAUCCAGCGUCUGACCGCGUGUCAAUCGCUCGUAUCGCGGCUGUUGAACGCAUUCGUUUGUUUCUUUAAGGGUGACUCUCUUUGGCCCUCGCAUCUGUUGAGGGUGUUUUUGGAAGCUUUCUGAAUGGUACCAGAUGAAGCUGAGCUGAAGUACAUGUGUCUCAGUGAUUUUAUGCAUGUUUGCAUAAUGUUUGCCCCACAAUGUUGAUGGAAAUAUUUUACCAUUUAUUAUUGCCCAGCAGAAAUGUGACAUACCUGUGUGUCUCAUCUUUAACAUCUCUGUUCGUUGAGUGCAGUUUUAGUGUGUGUGUGUGUGUGUGUGUGUGUGUGUGCUCUUUCACUUCUGUCAGAAGACCACAAUGAACCCAGACGUCUCUGAUUGUGAUGUCAGCUGGACUUCAUGAUCUUCGUUUGAAAUAACGUGAACGUUCAGUCUCAAGACACUGGAGGUCUUGUAUGAUUUUAGACUCCACCAGAAAGUGCUGGAAGGAGUUUUUUUUAUUUCCAUGUAAUGACCAAAUUUCUGUCACGUAUAAUAAAUAUCACAAGCAUCA